Messenger RNA from Camelina sativa (false flax), 1969 nucleotides. NCBI's taxonomy places the organism in Eukaryota, Viridiplantae, Streptophyta, Magnoliopsida, Brassicales, Brassicaceae. The record is from RefSeq and is a predicted model, not a curated record.
UUCAGUUUGAGCAACAAUGGGAGCAAUAAUGAACGUUGACUAUCAAAAUUGUUUCAUCUUAAUCUUCAUCUGCCUCCUUUCAUUACUCUGUUGUUACUCUCUCUUCUUCAAGAAACCAAAGGUUGGCUUCAGAUUGCCUCCGUGCCCUCCAUCUCUACCGAUCAUUGGCCAUCUUCACCUUUUCCUCUCUCUUCUAAUCCACAAAUCUUUACAGAAACUCUCCUCCAAGUAUGGACCUAUGCUUUAUCUCCGUGUCUUCAAUGUUCCCAUAGUGCUCGUUUCUUCUUCCUCAAUAGCUUAUGAGAUCUUUAGGUCGCAAGACGUAAACGUUUCCUCUCGCAACUUCCCUACGAACGAGGGGUUUCUCAUCUUCAGUUCUCUCGGCAUCUUCACAGCACCUUACGGAGAUCAAUGGAAGUUCAUGAAGAAGCUUGUCGUCACCAAGCUCCUUGGACCUCAAGCACUCGAGAGAUCACAAGGCGUCCGUGCAAAAGAGUUAGAGGGCUUUUACUUAAACCUAUUAGAUAAGGCGAUGCAGAAGGAGAGUGUUGACAUUGUCGAGGAAGUUAUGAAGCUAGUCAACAACAGCAUCUGCAAGAUAAUUAUGGGGAAAAUUUUCUCAGAGGAGGACGGUGAAGCAGAGUGUAUCAGAGGCUUGGUGACCAAGUCAGAUGCCUUGACGAAGAAGCUUUUCUUGGCGGCCAUCUUGCGCAAACCGCUUAAGAAGCUAGGGAUUUCACUGUUCGAAAAGGAGUUAAUGGAUGUUUCUCACAAGUUUGAUGAGGUGUUGGAAAAGAUUCUUGUGGAAUACGAAGAGACAGUACUGGAGGAGGAUCAUCAAGGUUCUGACAUGAUGGAUGUCUUGUUGGAAGCUUGUGGAGACGAAAACGCAGAGUAUAAGAUCACUAGAAACCAUAUCAAGUCCUUGUUUGUGGAUCUUUUCAUUGCAGCCACUGAUUCUUCGACGUACACUAUACAGUGGAUCAUGGGCGAGAUCAUGAACAACUCUUACAUUCUUGAGAAAUUGAGAGAAGAGAUUGAUUCUGUCGUAGGGAAGACAAGGUUGAUUCAAGAAACGGAUCUACCAAACCUCCCUUACUUGCAAGCAACCGUUAAAGAAGGGAUAAGAUUGCACCCUCCGGCCCCUCUUUUGGUAAGGACGUUUCAAGAAGGGUGUGAGAUCGGUGGGUUUUAUAUACCGGAGAAAACAAAACUUAUUGUUAAUGGUUAUGCCAUAAUGAGAGAUCCAGCUAACUGGGAAGAUCCGCUGGUGUUUAAACCAGAGAGGUUUCUUGAUUCUUCAAGAUCAAACCAAAAAGAAGAGCUCCUAAAAUUCAUUUCUUUCGGGAGCGGGAGGAGAGGCUGUCCUGGAGUAAAUCUAGCUUAUGUAUCUGUAGGAACCGCGAUUGGAGUGAUGGUGCAAUGCUUUGAUUGGAAGAUCAAAGGAGAUAAGGUCAACAUGGAUGAAGCUGCUGGUAAAAUAACGUUGACCAUGGCUCAUCCUCUUAAGUGCACGCUUGUUCCUCGAAACCAUGUUCCUUUUAACUUCAACUGUGCAGAUUCCUAGUUCUUGACUUUUUGUUUUUUUUUCUUAAUCUCACAUCUUCUCCGGUUUAUGAUUACCGUUGCCGUUGGUCUUGUUUCACUUUGGCCUUUGUAUCAAACUUUAACAGUUCGUACACUUCAUGCUGUGUAAACAAGAGUAUCUUUACUUUUGGUCAUAUAAAUUAUCGCAUCUACAACUAACAAACCUACAAUCUAAGUCAUGACUAUAAUUUAAACAUUUAGUUUAGCAGUUUGAUAUACCAGUUAAGAUCUAUUAAUUUAACUUGACUCCAAAUUUACCCGUAUCAUCGACAAAUCUACGAUAAAUCGAGGGACCAAUAAAGUAUGAAAGAGGACUUCCUUACUAGUUUCAUACCCUUAGCAUGUAAAGUCUAGUUCGAUUUCAAAUCUCUAAACUCUCUAA